Messenger RNA from Chenopodium quinoa (quinoa), 369 nucleotides. RefSeq lists its product as uncharacterized. The transcript has a single exon. The record is from RefSeq and is a predicted model, not a curated record. Lineage: Eukaryota; Viridiplantae; Streptophyta; Magnoliopsida; Caryophyllales; Amaranthaceae. The coding region runs from base 1 to 369 and encodes 122 amino acids.
AUGGGUUUAUCUGAUGAUAUGUGGAAAAGACUUGAUUUGGUAGUAAAAAAUUGGACCUACGACACUGUCUCUACCGAUUUGCUCGAAACUAUCCUUUGCAAAGGGGAUACAGCUCAACAAAACUGGAAUAAACUCCAGGAAAUUUUACAGGAUAACAAAUUUCAUUGGGCGGUUUAUCUUGAAAAUCAGUUCAAUUCCUUGCAUUUAUCUCACUUCCCAGAUAUUUCUUCUUAUUGUCGGCAAUUUAAGAAUUUGAAGGAUCAAUCGGCCAAUGUUGAUCAACCGGUGUCGGAACAAAAAUUGGUAAUUCGUUUAGUCUCGGGACUUACUAAUACUGAUUUUGAUACAGUGGCUGUGAUGAUACAAUAG